GACUGCUGUGAGGGGCGCUGCGUCGCACGCUACUGGGUACGCCCGCCCGCCCCGGGAGCUUGCGACCUGAACCUGGUCAAGGCGGCCCAACCUUCCCGCCCAGCUAGGGACAGAGAAAGCCAAAAGCAGCCUCAGCGAGGUGAAGCGCCCGGGGCUGCUGAGGACAGAUCAGAACUUUGCAGAGUCCGGGAUGUGCGGGGCGAAGUCGCUGAGGAUUUGACUCACCUUCUCCAUGCCCCUUCUCCUCCACUCCUCAUCCACUGGGCUCCGGGCCUCCAGCUGUCAACCCCCGAUUUCGUGACAGGGUGUGGCAAGCCCGAUUUCUGUUUGCAAGCACAGCCAGCAGCCCAAGAGCAAGGUCCCAAGGCUGGAUAUCUUUUGCCUCGGCUGCUUAGCCGGGGCCUCAGAGUCUUGAGCGCAGGGGACUCAGCGUAGGCCCGGGCGAAGCGUGGUGCGCCAUGGCGGUCCGGCAGCCGGUUCCCGCAGUGGACUGGGAGAUCGACGUGGAGAGCCUGGGGCUGGAGGAGGACGGCUGCGAGGCGCCACCGCCCACGCCGCCCGGGCCCAGCCCGCCGCCGGCCGACAGGGACGGCGAGGAUGACGACGACGCGGAGGACGAGGACGACGACGACGCGGAAGACGAGGGCGAUGGCGAGGAGGCGGGCGCGUCCCCGGGGGUGCCGGGCCGGCCGGAGCAGCAGGAUACCCUGGCGCCGAGGCCGCCUCCGGCGCCGCAGGCCUCGCCGGCGCCGGCCGGGCCCCCGGAGCGCGACGCGAACGCGGGCGGCGGCGGCGGCGCGGAGCCGCGCAAGCUCAGUCGCACGCCCAAGUGCGCGCGCUGCCGCAACCACGGUGUGGUGUCCUGCCUCAAGGGCCACAAGCGCUUCUGCCGCUGGCGUGACUGCCAGUGCGCCAACUGUCUGCUGGUGGUAGAGCGGCAGCGCGUCAUGGCCGCCCAGGUGGCGCUCCGGAGGCAGCAGGCCACCGAGGACAAGAAGGGGCUUUCCGGGAAACAGAAUAAUUUCGAGCGCAAAGCCAUGUAUCAGAGGCAAGUCAGGGCACCCAGUUUGCUGGCCAAAAGCAUUUUAGAAGUUCUCCUUGGAUUAUUCUACAACUGUCACAAUGUGUACAUAAUGAUCCAACUUUAGAAAAUAAAGUGACAUCAGCUCUAGGCUACCGCCCCAUUCCAUCAGAGACUUAUGUGGGAGGGAGUUUACCUCUACCUCCCCCAGUAAGUGACCGGAUGAGGAAAAGGCGGGCCUUUGCUGAUAAAGAGUUGGAGAACAUUAUGCUGGAGAGAGAAUAUAAAGAGAGGGAGAUGUUGGAAGCUUCCCAAGCUGCUGCCUUAUUCCUGCCCAAUCGCAUGGUACAUGGUUCUGAGUACAACUCCUACAAAAGUGCCUACAGUCCCACGGCAGUGGAACCGCCAAGCAAAGACUUCUGCAAUUUUUUGCCCACCUGCCUUGAUCUCACCAUGCAGUACUCAGGGUCUGGGAAUAUGGAACUAAUUUCUUCCAAUGUCAGCGUGGCCACGACUUACAGGCAGUAUCCCCUGUCCUCGAGAUUUUUAGUUUGGCCCAAGUGUGGCCCCAUUAGUGACACCCUCCUCUACCAGCAAUGCCUGCUGAAUGCGACCACGUCAGUUCAGGCCCUGAAGCCUGGGGCCAGCUGGGACUUGAAGGGAGUACGACUCCACGAUGGACUUGGAGCAGAUCAUGAUAUGACGCCACCGAAACUGGAAGGUUCUCUGGUGCUGCCUCACACUCCUGAGGGCCAGAUCUCAAGAAGUGACCUUCAGGGUCACCAGGCCGUCCCCGAGAGGUCUGCGUUCUCCCCACCCCGACGGAAUUUUUUGCCCGUUGUUGACACGGACUCCCUGGCAGCUCAAGGGCACGUCUUAACCAAGAUCAGCAAAGAAAGCACCAGGCACCCUCUGCCACUUAAACAUAAUCCAUUCCACUCAUUAUUCCAGCAAACUCUUAAUGACAAAUCAGGUCCCGAGUUGAAAACAUCAUCUGUCAAAGAGGCCUUUGAAGAGGCCCCUAAGAAACCCAGAGAGUGUUUAGUCAAGGAGAACCAGAAGUACACAUUUACAAUAGAUAGAUGUGCAAAAGACCUUUUCGUAGCCAAACAAGUUGGAACAAGACUCUCAGUGAAUGAACCGCUGUCAUUUUCUGUUGAGUCUAUUCUUAAGAGGCCUUCGUCUGCCAUCACUCAUGUCUCUCAGUGAAAGGCUGCUUAAAUGGGAAGCUGGAUUUUCUGCAGUCUCAGAGGAUUCUUACCAGUCACUAAUUUUUUUUAAAGAAAAAAGUUGAGAUGCUUGUAUAAAGAAAUUUCUAAUGUAAAUGAUGAUGAUUUUAAAAAAUUCUAUAUAUUCUUAUGCAUGUACUUUCCCUUACCACAUAAAUAUAUUUAAACUUAAAGAUGGAUAUUGCUGAUGUGCAAAUUGUGAAGUUUCAGGCUUUACAUAGCAUUUCAAAAAACAAUAAAAUUGACACUGUCUUCUAAAA
Molecule: messenger RNA, 2510 nt
Organism: Balaenoptera musculus (blue whale)
Lineage: Eukaryota; Metazoa; Chordata; Mammalia; Artiodactyla; Balaenopteridae
Gene: DMRT2
Product: doublesex and mab-3 related transcription factor 2
Exons: 5
Coding region: 459-1148 (229 amino acids)
Biological process (GO): sex differentiation; regulation of transcription by RNA polymerase II
Cellular component (GO): nucleus
Molecular function (GO): RNA polymerase II cis-regulatory region sequence-specific DNA binding; DNA-binding transcription factor activity, RNA polymerase II-specific
Source: RefSeq, a predicted model, not a curated record